AUGAGCGAAAUAUAUUUUCCAACUCAACUACAACAUCCCCAGCCUCAGUCACGGUCAUCAAUCCGUUUCUUUAACAUAUUAUACAGCGCUUACACAAUCGCAAAAAUAGGCUGCAUAAUUGGGGUCUUAUCAGCUGACGGCUCCAAAUGCCCUGGCUUAUUGUAUGUAUACUUGCUUAUUCUUGCUGCCACUGAAGUAUACGAGCUGGUAUUUUUUUUACUACUUUCCCUACACCGUUACUGCAUGCAUGUAAAUAUCUCGUCCUUCUUUAUACGCACUGGGCAAAUAAGUUAUGAAUGGUAUGAAAUAUUUAGUUUCCGACUCCUAAUUACAGCUGCACUUGCAGCCGAAGUUUACAAAGAACCAUCUGUUAUCCGCUAUGCGUCAGGGAUAUUUUCUUUGAUUCUUAUAAUGACUGGAUUUUUAAAGUAAGGAUCCCCCCCCUCAUAUAUCCAAUUUUUUUAGUCUUUUAUCAUUUGUCCAUUUUUCUAGUUGUUUUUUUAUAGGAAAAAAAAAUUCUUUUUAAGAACUCAUUUGUCGAAUUUUAUAGUCAAAAUUUUGAUAGAAAAUUUUGUUUUCAAGACCUCAAUUGUCUCAUUUUCUAAUUUUUUUAAAGUAAAAAACUAAAAUUUUAGGACAUUCGAAAAAAUCCAAAAAAGACUAGAAAAUGGGACAAAUCAUUUUUGACUAGGUUUUAGGACAAAUAAGGUCCUGAAAAAAUUUUUUAUCUUAUAAAAAAAACUAGAAAAUUGGACAAAUGAGGGGGGGAUCCUUAUGUAAUCAUUGUGCUUAUUGGGAUUCCCUAUUUGUUUUUUUAUAGGAGAAUCUUUGAUGAAAGCAAUAAUUCAAGAUUACAAACGGUAGAUGGUACUCAUGUAUCAGAGCAUGAAUUAGAUGAGUACAUUGGCCCAAUGCCUCAAGGAGAGAUAUGCUCUAUUUGUUAUGAAGAAACCAACUCAAGCUCACCAUGGAUAGUGCUUAGAUGUAAGCAUGGAUUUCAUCGCCACUGUUUAAAAUAUUGGGUUCUUAUCAAAGGAUCAUGCCCAGUAUGUAGAACUCCAAUAAAAGAAGAUUAG
Blepharisma stoltei is the source of this 1076-nucleotide messenger RNA. Lineage: Eukaryota; Ciliophora; Heterotrichea; Heterotrichida; Blepharismidae. The record is from the annotation of a GenBank genome assembly.